Messenger RNA from Angiostrongylus costaricensis, 684 nucleotides. The record is from the annotation of a GenBank genome assembly. NCBI's taxonomy places the organism in Eukaryota, Metazoa, Nematoda, Chromadorea, Rhabditida, Metastrongylidae.
AUGCGUCUGCUGUGGUGUAUUUUCAUCGAAGAACCAGAGACAAGGAUCUGCGGUAUUCGAAUUCCAAACCGUCCUUUGGCGAUCGUUUGCGCCGUCAUGCAGUUUUCAGUUGCGCUAGCCUCUUUGUUCCAGGUGGGAUGUUCUGUUUCCACAUCUGAGCACACCUUAUUAAUUUAUUGUUUUCUUAAAAUUGGAAACUAUUUGAAAAUCAGCCUAGAGAUUUAUUUGGCUUAUGAUGUGAUCAUUUUCGACUUCGGACUGAUGCAUCGGGUGUUGGGCACGGACGAAUGCGUCGCCAAUUACCUAGAUGGUGGUUACAUGCGUUUUGGGUGGUGUAUCGAGCACACAUCAGCACUAUCACUUGCCAUCUUUUCCAUGGUCUGCAUGCAAAGACCGCUUUGGUUGCUCUGGCCAGCUCUACUAAUUCAGUCCUCAUACUCGCUGGGACUGUCAGUACUGACAAUGGCGACAUUACCUAAGUUUCUUGAGGCUGUCGGUGGCCGAGUCGACGUUGAAUUGACCUUAAUGUUGAGCGCCUAUAGUUUUGGAUUCACGUUCAACUGGAUGUUCACGUUCAUUCUCUGGCACCAUUACUGGCACCUUGAACGACUCGACGCUCCUCCGUCAGCGGCACGGCGUCGGUCGUACAAAGCUCCCGGAGUACUACGUGAGAACAACGUUUGA